AUGGCGGUCCAUGUGGUACAAUCACCGGCAGACCUGCAAUCGAAACUGAACGAGGAUCUCGAGCGAGUCACACUGCUCAACUUUCGCGCAGAUUGGGCGGAGCCAUGUCAGGCGAUGGACCAAGUCGCCCUUCAUCUCUCCCAACAUUACCCUGCCUCGAAGCUGCUUGUCUUGUCCAUCGACGCAGAGGAGCAAGAGGAUAUCUCAGAGUCCUUCCAAGUCGAUGCUGUUCCCUACACGAUCCUCCUCAGAGGUCAUCAGCUUCUGGAGCGCCUGUCCGGUGCACAAGCUGAGCUCCUCAACCAGAAAGUCAAGCUGCACAUCAACUCCAAAGCCCGGCCGGCCGUGCCGCUCAGCAAGACGACACAAGCUCCAGAGGCGCCACCCAAGGCGGCCUAUCAUGCAGACGCAAAGGAAACCGCACAGACUACAGCAAGCAACGACACCGCACAUGGACCUAUGCCAAUCGCCGAAGACGAGGAGGAACCGGAAGCAGAUCUCACUGCGCGCUGCCAAGAACUCAUGACUGCCGCGCCCGUCAUGCUCUUCAUGAAAGGUGAUCCCACGAUGCCAAGGUGUGGCUUCUCGCAAAAGACUGUUGCCCUCUUACGCAAGGAGAACGUCGACUUUGAUUCAUUCGACAUCCUUCAGGAUGAGUCAGUCCGGCAGCAUCUAAAGAAGCUCAAUCAGUGGCCGACUUUUCCACAACUGAUCGUCAAGGGCGACUUUGUGGGCGGGCUCGAUAUCCUGACAGAGAUGAUCGAUACCGGCGAGCUCAAAGAGUUGCUCGCUGCAGCCUAA
Messenger RNA from Mixia osmundae IAM 14324, 801 nucleotides. RefSeq lists its product as uncharacterized. Bases 1 to 801 code for a protein of 266 amino acids. The record is from RefSeq and is a predicted model, not a curated record. Lineage: Eukaryota; Fungi; Basidiomycota; Mixiomycetes; Mixiales; Mixiaceae. The transcript is spliced from 4 exons. Gene Ontology annotation, molecular function: 2 iron, 2 sulfur cluster binding.